CACUGGUAAAUCAUCAAGUCACCAGUUAAACUCUGAAAGCAGUUGUUUUCUAAUAUUAUGGGAAUUUUUUUAGAUAUGGUUCAGGUGGAAGAAAUUACAACUGGAGAACGAUCAAAAAGAUCAGCCGAUGGCGAGCUGCCUAAGACUAUGUACUUUCAUCUCAAGUCGGAGAAAACAGACGCUAAAUUAAGAUUGCGACGGGCCCCUAAUAUCGAAUUAGAAGUGUUUGUAUGUGACCACGGGAAAAUAACUAAGAAGAAUGUUCCCAAUUUCAGUAAAAGUGCUAUCUAUAUUAAUGAAGCAACAGGAACGCCUAUGAUGGUAUCAGAAAUUGGAGGCUAUAUAGAGUUGGUUGGAAAUACAGUUGUUAACGGUAACUCUGUUAACUUGAAAGGGGUAGGAAAGGGUAAACAUCGCCUCACAAGUGAAGAUAACAUCCACUAUGGAGACGACCAGGUCCCACUGACCGCAGAAUUAGAAGAGAAACUCAACAGAUACCUCAAGAAAAAGAAACGGAGAAACAAGAAUCGUGUCAAGAGACAGGCCACAAUUAAUACAGUAGAGAUGCUUGUUGUCACUGAUUAUUCUGUCAAAGAAAAGUUUUUGGCUAGACAUGGCAAUGAUGACACUCUGGCAAACUCUGAAUUGAAGAUAUACUAUGCUUUAAUACUUCUAUCGAUGGCUGCGCGUUUCGACACAGUCACCGCCUUUGAACCAAGUUUGGUUUAUAGACUAGAGGGCGCUGGAAUCGUUAUUACCAAUAAUGCGGCUGAUGCGCCUUACAACCAAGAUAACAAUGUAGAUGGUGUGGUUCAAUAUAUUGACGGUCUUAACCAAUUUAGAACAUGGGCGAACAGCAACAGAGGUGAUCUACCUCCAUUUGACCAUGCUAUGUGGUUCACAAAUGACCAGCUAGGAACAUCCACCUCGACAGGAGUUGUCGGUGUUGCUUGGGAGAGGGGAAUGUGUUCUUCGUAUUCUUUUUCGAUUGUGGAAGAUAAUAAUGGUGGAAGAACAGGACUGGUCGCUGCACAUGAACUAGGUCACAGUGCCGGUGGCCACCACGAUUUAGGACAAGGGGCGUGUGAGGUAAAUGAUCGAUUUGUUAUGGCGCCUUCGGCUUUUUUUCCAACUGAUGGGACGAAAAAUAAUCCAUGGAAGUUUUCGGAAUGCUCUGUUCAAAAUUUAACACUGUAUUCAGAUUUUUUCGGUUGUUUGCGAUCUGAUGACAACAACCAGGCCGCGCUAGUAACAUCAGAAUUAGCUGGUCAGUUCCUUGAUGCCGAUGAACAAUGCAAGCUUUAUUUUGGUAAUCCGGGAUCAUAUUUCUGUAGAGGUGCACAAUUAAGUAAUUAUGGAUUUGACUUGAUGUGUCAGAGGCUGUUAUGUUUUGAUCCCUCUUCCUCUAACGUAUGUAGGCCGAUUGCAGCCCAGGAGUUCACUUCCUGUGGUAAUCAGAAGUGGUGUCAAGGUGGAAGUUGUGUUUCUAGUAGUGAAGCUCCAGUCACAAAGGAUGAUUGCCCACAGGGUGAUGGUAAUAGGUUCACUUGCUCGGUUAGCUCUUGUCCUAGUUAUAGUGACGCUCAAAAAACUGAAUGCUGCGAUACAUGUGGUGCUGAUGUCGAACCAACAGAGCCUCCAACAGAACCUCCAACAGAGCCUCCAACAGAACCUCCAACAGAGCCUCCAACAGAACCUCCAACAGAGCCUCCAACAGAGCCUCCAACAGAACCUCCAACAGAGCCUCCAACAGAACCUCCAACAGAGCCUCCAACAGAACCUCCAACAGAGCCUCCAACAGAGCCUCCAACAGAACCUCCAACAGAGCCUCCAACAGAACCUCCAACAGAGCCUCCAACAGAACCUCCAACAGAGCCUCCAACAGAGCCUCCAACAGAACCUCCAACAGAGCCUCCAACAGAACCUCCAACAGAGCCUCCAACAUGUACUUCUCGCCAGUGUAGACGAUGUGUAAGGAGAAACAUUAGGAGAGGACGAGAUACUUCCCCAUGUUACAAUUAAACUAGAAAAGCAGCAAAGAUGUCGGUUUUAAUGGAAUAUCGCCACAGACCGGAUUCAUUCUAAAUGUCAUCAACAAAUAUUUCCAAGUUUACUUCCCAUCAGCUAUACAGCUGGCGCUACAGAUGGACAUCCUGGGCUACGAGGAGAGAUUGGUCUACACCACACAUCCUUGGCUAGUCAGCUUCUACCUCGACUGCCCACCAAACCUGGUAUUAUCGGGCGUCAAACUACAGUGUCCUACACCUACCCAGAGAGAAUCGUUUUUAUAUGCCGCCAAGCGUGGUGACAUUACUUGGCAUGCUGGGCCGAUGAACAUGCAGUAUGAAGCUCUGGACGUCUCCAUGGUAGAGUUCAGUCUACAGCUGUCUGAAGACAUGGAUGCCAGAAUAUAUCAACCUCGUCAACAUAGAACAAUGAGUCAGAGAGAUGUACCAGGAAUGACGCAAGCUCUGUUACCAAUCCUAGCUAGACAUGGUAUAGAAGGUAUAACAGUUGGUGUCAACACCGUAUCAUCACCUCCGGCUGUACCUAAAAUAUUCCAAUGGGUUUAUCAAAAUACAAGUCUUAUAGCCAUGUGGCAUCCAGGUGGAUAUCCUCUACAUCCGGGUAGUUUUCCCAGCAUGCCGAUAGGGCUAUCACGAGAUAAUUGUGUUACUUUCUCAGAGUUUGAAGAGGCCAUGUGCUUCUCCUUCAGGGGAGAUAACCAAGGACCUCCACAAUCAGUCCAGGAGGUGCUCACAUCGUAUGAAAUAGUAAGAGGACAGUUUCCAGGCGCUUAUGUCCAGGCGUCAACAUUUGAGGACUUUGUGGGAGCUGCUCAGAGAAUUAAAGAUAAGCUACCGGUGGUGGAUAAAGAGAUUGGAGAUACGUGGAUACAGGGAAUAUCUUCGGAUCCAACCAAAGUAGCACAGAUGAGAGCUUUCUUUCGUGCUCGAGCGGAUUGUCUGGAGACAGGUAAAUGUUCUAAUAUUGAGCUACCUGUGUAUAAUGCAAGUCGUGUGUUGGUAAAAUUAGCAGAACAUACCUGGGGUUUAAACAAUGUCAAGGAUUCCGUUAAUUGGACAAACGAUCUAUUUACCAAACAACUCGAAAAUAAAGCUCCUAAUUUUGAGAAUGUUAUAUCGUCAUGGUCUGAACAGAGAGGGUUCCUUGAUCUAGCCCUGGAGACUCUGGGCAGCCAUCCGCUAGCUGAGGAUGUACGUCAACAGUAUGAAGACUUGGUUCCAGUAAAACCUGACCUUUCGUAUUAUGACAAGUUACCUGGUAGAAACGUAUCUUGUGUAGCUGGUUUAAAGUUUGGUUUUGAUGAAGAUGGUUCCAUUAUACAAUUAGAGCAACUAUCGGGGAACAACUGGGCCUCACGAACCAAUCCACUGGGCCAGAUAAUAUAUAAAACUUAUAAUGACACGGACUUCAAUGACUUCCAUGACCAGUAUGUUUAUACCCGAUUCUACUGGCUACAGAUUGGUAAAUGGAAUUUAACGGCCAAUUGUCCAACUUGUGAAUCAAAAAUCUGGAAAACCAAAUUAGUGAAUCUUUAUCAAGCAAAAGCUGGAACAUGUGAUAUAUUGUUGGAGCUCUCAAUGUUAGAGGAAAGGGCUACUACAUUUUAUGGUGCCCCACCCACCAUCUAUAUCCGUUAUUAUUCUCUUAAAAAUAGUAUUCUAGAGUCUGAUGUACAGUGGUUUGGUAAAAUGCCGACCAGAUUAGCUGAAUCUAUUUCCUAUUCGUUUCAACCUAAUUUACAACCCGGUAAGGAAUGGAGAGUUAACAAAUUGGGGCAGUUCAUUGAUCCUUUGAAUGUUGUUACCAAUGGUAGUCAACGGUUACAUGCUAUUGAUAAAAGUGUUACAUAUAAAGAUAAAGACGGUCACGGGAUAGAAUUGGUUUCCAUGGAUGUUGCCUUGACAACCAUACAUCAGACAGUUGAUGACGUAUCGGUACUUCCGGUACCACUGACGCCUAUAACGAAUAUAUCUGGAAUAUCAUUUAAUAUGUUUAAUAAUGUUUGGGAUUGUAAUUAUAUUUUCUGGUAUCCGUACCAAUCGUCUGAUGCCAACCAAAAAUUUCGAUUUGCUAUUUUGUUUUCAUGAUGUUGGUUGACGGUGUUAGAAAAUUUGUAAUGGUAUAUAAACACAAUCUGGUUAAAACACAGAUCCUAUUUCGUUUCGUUUUUCAUAGUUCAAAAUUUCGUUUUACUUGUCUUUACUACACUAGGAUCUGGAAGAGUUGUUAUCAUUGACAUGUUUUGAAUAGUGGUAGGGAUUAGCCAAUGAAACGGUCUGUUACGGCGAGGUUUAGGCGUGUUUUGCACGGAACUGUGGGUAAUCCAUUAGAAACAUCAAUGCUAAUUGGUUAAUCAAAUGUCUUACGCCAUAGGUUCAAAAGCCGCCCGUAUGACCUCUGACGCGACCUAUCGCUACAACUUGUCAGAUCUUCAUGUAGUGUAGGCCAUCGAAAGUAUAAAAAAAAACGAAACGAAAUAUAGAUCAGGGCCCUUAUUCACGAAAACUUAAACUAAGAUA
This is a messenger RNA of Patella vulgata (common limpet), 4547 nucleotides long. RefSeq lists its product as uncharacterized. Gene Ontology annotation, molecular function: metalloendopeptidase activity. The coding region runs from base 2145 to 4115 and encodes 656 amino acids. The transcript has 26 exons. NCBI's taxonomy places the organism in Eukaryota, Metazoa, Mollusca, Gastropoda, Patellidae. Gene Ontology annotation, biological process: proteolysis. The record is from RefSeq and is a predicted model, not a curated record.